UCCUUGUUAUUGUUCAUGGCGUUUUAUGACUUGUCCCUUUAUAUCUGCCGAUUAUGACGAGUUUUUAAGUGAUUAACACGACACACUGUGUCCAGUGGAUGAAUUUAUCUUUGUACAGUGUUAUUUAAAUACAAUAUUAUUGUAACAAUAAGUGAUUACUGAGUUGUUACUGGAGUUACUCGUAGGAACUGAACCUCAUAAUAUUCUUGCUAAAAGUCAUCAAGAAUCGGAUAGUUUUGAGAAAUGGGGUACCGUGUGUGCUGUGUCUUCUGAUAGAUUUGUGAUAACUGCGGGAGUUUAUUAUUAUGAUAGUUAAUUAAAUAACAAAGCCUGGCGUGGAUUUAAAACAGCUUGCGAUCGGCCAGGCAACAAAAAAUAACCUGAGACCUAUCCAGGCUUCUUGGGUAGUUAUGUGAUUAAUGAUUGUCAUGGCGGCAGACAGUGAUGGUGAUCUGAUUGAGACAGUGGUAACCUGUGAAGGUGAUUUAGGUGAUCCAGAGUUUCCAAAUAAGUUUAAAAUAAUUGUUGACCGGCUAAAGUACCUGCUAUCAAAGGAAAAAGGUGACGUAUUGAAAGUAAAUAAAGUUGAACCAUGGAAUUCAGUACGAGUGACGUUUUCGAUACCCCGGGAGGCAGCGUUACGGUUGAGAGAGUUAGCGAGCGAAGGCUCGUCAACGCUAACUCAGCUGGGAAUAUUAUCGGUGCAAGUGGAAGGAGACCAAGUGAUAUCGUUGCGAAUUGCCAGCCGGUUUGGCGAGGAGACACAGGAGAUAGUGUUACACUCUGGUGGCACACAAGACGGAAGUAAAUCGAGGAGUGAUACGAGUAGCAAUGGUGCGUCAUCAUCAAGUGACAGCAGUGAUGCCUCAACAUCUCUCCCAGGUCCCAGUAGUGCGUGUAAUAUAUCGACGAUGAUACGGGAUGUCGCUCAGUUGAUUGGAGCUGAAGCUACUGGAGAUAAGCCGCCACAAUUUCGUUCACCGAAUGUCGUUGCACCAACAGACUGUGAUCCUAUACCAGCGUUUCUCGCCAAAACAGUUCAAUCAUCUUCAAAUGUUAUUAAUACACAUAAUAUUACUAGCAACCAGUCAUCGUUAGCUAGCAAUUCGAAUGCAUCACCUCGUAAUAAUUAUAAUGGACCAUUCCCAUUUGCCAGUAUGACACACGCGGCUCAAGCAAUACACAGUCGCGAGUCACAGCAACAGCAGCAAGCUGGCACUAUAAAAACAACACAACAAUUUAAAUCACAUCACACACAACCGCCUCCGCCUUAUCCAGCAACAGAAGUCCUGACAACCUCCCAUGUACUAAAUACCGGACACACGACAACACAAUCAACGUCUGUCUCUGUUCCACCUAACCAAGUUGUUGGACAGUUUAAAACUAAUCUACCCUCGACAUCAACCAGCAGUCAUGCUGGUACUUCAAAUGGCAACCAAGUUGCGCUGUCAAGUCCACUCCUUGUUAAUUUACUCCAAAAUGACGGAGGUUCUCAUCCAAAUAAUAUUACGAUAGGACAAAAAAUGCAGCCACCUGCUGCGUUGGUUGAUGCUGCGGGUAUGAGUCGGAUGAAACCAACUAAAAAACCAACUCGCAGGAAAGACAUGCCAUUGGCCAGUGAAUCGCCACCUAAUUUAGAUUCACUGAGACCUGAAGAUUUGAUUGGUGGUACUGCUGGAGCUAUUGGUAAUCUUGCGUCUACUGGACCGUCAGCAUUUGCUACUGUGAAUGUUAACCAACCGCUAACUUUACCCCAGCAGCAGCAGCAGCAAAUUAAUGUAACGCAACAGACAAUUCAACAGCAGCAGCAGGUACCCGUAUCAAGUCAAAUACCGUCACAAACUUUACAUACACAAGUACAAAUUCAGCAACAAAAAUUCCCAGUGAGGCAAGAAUUAGCUUAUCGGCAAAAUCAGAUCGUGCAUAAUCAAAUGACCGUAAGACAUCCAGUAAAUGGUCAGCAAAUAAGAACGUCGUUGCAACAGCGACAGCUUCUUCUUCAGCAGCACCAGCAGCAAUUAUUAGCACAGUCGCAGAAUAUUGUAAGCAAUUCAGUGUUACAGCAACAGCAGCUUAACACGUCCGUUCAACAAACAGUACAACAACAGUCUGUAUCCCUGCAAUCCGUCCCAUCAAAUUCACAAUUGAUUUCACAGCAAAUAAUCCAGCAGCCGUCAGUGGGUCUCAAUGUCGCCCAACAGAGACUCGGGUAUCUGAGUAAUAGUCCAAGACAACCAACUCCACCGCCUUAUCCCCGACAAACGCCUGCGGCGACUGCCACUGCCACUGCUUCCCAACAGCCGCAGCAGCAGCAACAAAUUCCUACACUAAAUGUACAGCAACAGCUACAUCACAAUCAACUAAAAAAUGUUAAUAUAAAUACCAGUGCGACAAAUGAUUUUCGUUAUGGUCAAAGCCAAAAUAUCCUCAGUAGAAAUUAUAACGUUGCUACGUCAUCAGGAACGACAAGCGCUAAUGGGACCACCACUACUUGGAAUCAACAAACAGCCAGCAGCUCUGUACCACAGGCUGCUCAAACAAAUACAAAUACAAACACAAAUCCUGCAACAACAACAACAGCAACUACAAAUAAUAAUAAUAAUAUAAAUACAAAUACUAAUCAACAACGUCUAGCAGCAGUUACUAGCCAGACGACAGCUCCAGGUGCCUUUACACAACAAAAUUUAACGCGUGUUAAUCACGUGACGGCAAAUAAUCCAAUAAGUUCAAAUACAAAUUUAAAUAUUCAGCAACAAGAGCCCGCAGUGUCGGACUCGGGGGUUAAAGUGAAUGAUAACUCGGCGUCGACGACGACGACGGCCUCGAGCCCGCUGAUUGAAGAGCCUGAACCAGAGUACACGUCAACUGGUAAAAUACGUCAGUUUUUGAUAAAUCCACUGACGGGUCAUUUGGAACCGAUGCCCAGUGAGAGUUCAGAAUCCGAGCCUGAAAGUGCUGUUGACAAUCAAGACGAUUUUUUUUCAUUUCCGUCGCCGUCAAAUGAUCGCUCCAAUUCUAUAUUCUCUGACGAUGACGCUGACAGCAAUAUUUCGCGUCGGAAUGAUACGACGACAAAUACAGAUCAGUCGGAUUCAGAGACAACGGGAAAAUCUACUGGCAGUGAAGGAAGUCUCAAACAACAUGGAAGGUUAAAAUCUUCGAGAGACAGUCCAAUGCCGGGUGAAAAAAUAAAAUUACGGCUGAAAUUAGAAAAAUCAGAACCUGUUACACCAGCGUAUAAAGUUGACGUCUCAUUCGUCAACACACCGCCGAUGAGAAAAGCUGACAAGUCGGUUAAUAAAAUAUUUACAGGUGUCGCGGCUAAUUCUGGUGGCGGUGCUGGUAGUGCUGCUGGUGGAGGAGGAGCUGCUGGAGCUGGUGGUAACAGUGGAGCUGACGAACCACGUGUACCUCCGCUUCAUAUAUCCCUGAGAGGCCGCAAUGCUUCUGUUGUGCAGAUAAGAAAAAAAGAAAAGAAAUCACUGCGUGAUGACGACAGCGAUUCAAACCCAGGGAAUGUCAAGAGACGGGGUAAAUUUAAAAAAAUGAAGGACAGUACUGAUGGCAAUAAACUGCUGCAGAAAAAAUCAUUGAAUAUGAUAAUCGCUGGUGGUGGUGGUGGCGGUGGUACCUCGGGAACCAAGUUGCCAUUGAGUAAUUCUGCGGUUGUUAAUACUGCGAGUGUUGCUGGUAAAAUGAAUAAUUCGCUGCAGAGUGUUGUCUCGAAACCCAAUGCUUUGAAGCAGCAGGACAGCAUACAAGAUCCUACGACUCGGCUACAAGUUUCUGGAGCUGGUAGUAAAGCUAGUUCGAGUAAAAGCAGUGAUGUUGAUGAUAUUCCGUUAAAUAGUAGGAUACCAUCGCCUAUGAAACACAAAACUAUCGUCACACAGUCGUCAAAUGCACAGAGUCUCAAUAAAAAUCAGGGUGAUGAUGUUCAGAAUCAUACUAAUGAACAUAAAAUUGGUGGAGGUAAAACAAAGAGAAGAGACUCGAAAAAGAAAAAUGAAGCAGGCGAAAGUCCGCAUCGUGAACAAAAUUUAUUGUCGGGUGGUAGGAUACUGGACAAUCAAACUAAGUGGAGAAAACUUGGUUACAAGGGUGAUCCUGAUCAGCCUGUCAAUAAAAAAACAGCUGGUGGUAAUGCUGAGUCGCAUGGAAAUGAUACGGGAACAAUUAAAAGAGUCGGCGACGUCAGAAGAACGAGUGACGGUGACAUCGCCACGAGGAGCGCAGACAAAGGAAAAUCUUCAAGUGGAGUCGCGCCCCGUGUUGCUGAAGUCAAUGGUGUUAGAAAAGAUCUUGUUAACCAGGAAAAGCGACGACGGUUGAGUUUAAUUGAAGAAAAAGACUUUCAUUCAUCAGAAUCUCAAAAUCCAGAGACAACACACAAGUCAGACUCAAGUACGCACGCAGCAUCAAAACUUACGUCAAACUCAUCGUCAUUCGAAAAUGACAGCACGUUAACAAAAAGUUUAAGUUUGCCGAGCCAAAGUCCUGCUCAAAGUCAAUCACUGGGUAAACAUGACGUAGUAAAAACUACAUCUACAUCAUCAUCAACGUCAUCUACGUCUUCUUCUUCGUCUUCGCUUUCUGUCCAGCAUGACGGAACAAAGACAAAUACAAUAGCAAAUAAAAUAAUUCCCGGUAAAAGUAAACCCGAGUUGGAUAUUAAGUCAAAUGCGGUUGCUAAAACUCAGAGCGUAUUGCAAAAAGUAAACAAAAACAAUUCAUUAUUAAAAAGCAGUGAAGUAACAUUAAGUAAACACAAAGUCGAGCAUCCGAGUCAUAAAAAACUGACCCAAAAUCACGUGAUAAAGUUUUCUGAGCGGACUAUCGCGACGGCUAAACUGGAGCAGAAAGUCAGUUUGCUAAAAAGUUCACAGAAUCCGGGUAACGUUGAAGCUCGGGCAUCUAACGUCGAUUCGCCUCCAAAUAAGCCACAGCCCCAACAGCCUCAACCACAGCAGCAGCAGCAACAAGAGCAGCAGAGUCUUCCAGAGACUGUCGAGCUUGAAAAAGCAAAACCAAAGCUACCAGACAACGCGGUGAUGCCCAUCGGAAUAAUUGACAGCAACGCCGAGCGCGUAGGCAACGGCGGCAAUGCCAAUGCCGGUGAAGACUCGGGUAUCGAAUCAAUGGACGCGCUCUCGGAAAAGUCACCAAAUCAAGGUGAAUCUCCACUCCACAGACCAGUAACCGAAUCAUCUGUUGGCCAGAGUUCCGCUCCAGUUGGUUCGAAAAAUUUGCCAAUCACAGCAAUAACCGUAGAUGAAUCAUCAACAAUAACAAAUAAAAAUAACAACGUGCCUUCCUCAACUAGCAGUGAUAUGUGUUCAAGUACCGAACUUUUAAAGUCCAAUGAUCCAAAGACAUUGAGUCCUGUGUCUGUCGCUAAUUAUCUUGAUACUCAAUUGAGGCAAGACACCGCUGCGACUAGUGAUUCUGUUGGUUCCCCGAAAUCUUGUGAACAAUCUGUAUCAUUGACAUCACGAACUAAUUUAAAUAGUAGUAAUAAUAAUAGUAGUAAUAGCAAUAGCAAUAAUAACAAUAAUAAUAAUAAUAAUAAUAAUAAUAAUAAUAAUAAUAAUAAUAGUAAUAAUAGUAGUAGCGGUAGUGAUAAUAAUGAACGCAAUGACGAUGGAUUGAAUGCGAGUGAUAAAAACAAUACCGGUGAUAAGGAUAAUCUUGCAAGUCCAUUGAUAACUGCUACCACUACUGUUGUUAACAGUGAUAGUUGUGAUAAUCGAUUAUUACAGUGUGCUAAGACAUCUGGUACUGGUACUGGUACUAGUGUUGGUGCUGGUGCUGGUACUGGUGCUAGUGCUACUACUGCUACUGCGACAACAAUAACGAGUGUUGCUGAAAGUAUGGUAAUAAAAAACACUGAGGACAAUUGUCCUGUUGAAAGUGAUAAAGUUGAAAAAAAUGUGAGUGAGAUUAAACAGGAAGAAGGGAGCGAUGAUGUUGUCAAGACCGAGGAAUUGGUUGAGGAUAAAAAAUUAGAUAGUGGUGUUGUUGAUACUGUACAUCAAAAUAAUAAUAUUAUCCAAGAUGGUGAGCAGUCUGAUAGCAAAAAUAUUAUUCCAAAGCCGUGUAGUCCGAGUUGUGAUGAUAAAAAUAACUCGGAUGUUGAUAAAAGUGAGCAUUUAAAUUUGGACAAUAAUAAAGUUGGUAAGACUGAAGUUGAGCCUGAUGAUACGAGGCAGGAAAAUGAAGCUAAGAGUCAAUUGGUAUUGAAGGCUGAUAAUGUUAAAGUUGAGGCGGAAAAUAAAUGUCAGGUUUCGUCUCAACCGCAAGCUCAAGUUCAAACUCAAGCUCAAGUACAAGGUUCUGCUCAACGGAUUGUCAAGCGCGAUAAACCUGGUCAGCAAAAAAGUCCUGAUGAAGGUACGAAGAAGGCUACGGAACCGCCGGAAAGUUUACCCUCGCCACUAGAUGAUGAUCCGCAGCCAAUAAGAAUAACACCGCCCUUGUACACUUACUCAAAUCCUGUGGUACUUCAACGCGAUGACACGCCGAGUCCGGCCGCGCAAGUUGACGUCGACGGAUCAAGUGAAGUAGAAAAUAUGAAACGAAAAAGACGGAGAAAACAAGAGUUAGAAGGUCGUCAGGAUGUUAUUUGUAUUGAAGACAAUGACGAUACUCAUUUUGUCGACAGACUUAAUCCGACAAUGAACUCUGAGGAUUUUGUUAAACGUACGGGUGGUAAAUCGUUGCUUGAACAAUUGCUUAUUGAAAUACCCAAUGACAGCAGUGAGAAACGUUCGUUACGUACGCGAUCACAGAAAUUGAAUAGUCCGGAUAUUGCCAAGACACCUAAAUGCAGUCCGCAUGCUGGAGUUGGGGUUGGGGUUGCUGUUGGUGUUGGUAUUGGUGUUGCUACUGCUGGAAGAGCCGAAGAACGACGUAGUAUAUCACCGUACGCAAAAGCUAGUCCUAAAUUAGGUUUGUCGAAGCUGUCACCCAACACUGCCAACACUCCGAGUACAAAUACACCAACACCAGCUACUGGAACAACGGUUGGAGUUAAAAGUAAUAAACGCAGAAGAUUAGAGAGUGAGAGUUCCGUUGCUUCAAGUACUGCUGACGAGCCACCACCAAAAUUGGGCAAACGUAAAUCAUCGGAAAAUGCUGCUGAGCUGAUAAAAGUUUACAUGGGCGUUGAAGAAGCUGGUCAUAUUAAAAAACAAUUACACGCUAAAGAUGAACAAUCCAAAAAGGGUUUUAGUAUACUUGCUAAAGCUAAAAAAGGUCCAAUUUUAGUUGAUGUUGAAUCGUCAGAUGAUGAGCCUCUGAUAGAUAUGGCAGCAAAAGCAAGAAUGCGAUUGACUGAUGAAACUGCAUCAUCAAAGCUCAAAGAUCAAAAAUCAACAUUGAGUACUCCAGUGGGUGGUCAAUUAAACUCGAGUAAUGUAUCGAAUUUCAAUGCAACACGUGUUCAAAGGGAGAGUAGACUAUUAACGACAAAACAACCGGGAAAUGUUAAUUCACUGUCGGUGGGUAAAGAACGACUACGUGGUACAUCUGUGUCCAGUAAUGAAUCCGUUGGUGAAGUAACGACACGUAGAUCUGUAAGACAAAGUGCCGUCUCACCAUUGGCUACACCAGCAAGCAAUACAAGAGGCGCAUCCAGAUCUAUGGAGGAUGUUAAUAGACGAAAAACACGGAGUGGUGCUGUGACAGCUGAGACAGCAGAACAGGCGAAACGGAGACGAAUAUCACGAGAAAACAAAUGACCUUCGGGAAGCGACCUUGACAGUGAUUAGCUAUCGUCGCUCGUCAAGGCAUUUAUUGUCUGGUUAUUUGUCUAGUGCCAACGGUUAUUUGAUAUCUAUCGCCGUGUGGCUGGACCCCACCUGGUGAAUCCCAUGUACGUGUCAAAUUGCGCACAACUUAUUAUUAUUAUUAAUAAUAUUUAAAAAAUAACAAUACAAUAAAAUACUACAUGCUCUAAAAUCAGUCUCAAAUAGAUAAAUAAAUAAAUAUAAAAUAUAUAAAAGUAAAGGUGUCUAAAGUAAAAGGCAUGGCCGUGUUAUGACACUUGAUCUCAAUGUGUUACGUGUUAUUAAUAAAUAAUUAAAAAUUAUUAACAUGAGCAUUAAAUGCUUAUUAUUAAUGAGCUCAAAGCUCGGGGUUUCGCUGGGUUAAGUCUUUUGGCGAACGUGCAUUUUACUUUUAGAUAUCUUACUUUUGCUAGUUUAGUUACUUAGCUUUUUACAUCAUCACUAUUUAGAAUUAUUAAUAAUAAUAAUAAUAAUAUUAAUUUAAAUAAUAUUUAUAAUUAUUAUCUUUGUAAUAUUAAUUGUAGACUAAGUAACUAAACUACCACGAGUAUCAGUUACUAACUGCCGAGUUGUUGAAAAAUAAUUAAAAUCCCUGUUAUAUUCUUCUUACAAUAGUUGCGAUCUACGGUCGUGUUAAAAAAUAAUUAAUAAUUAAUUAAUUAAUUAAUCAAUCAAUCAAUCAAUAAUGAAAGUUUGAUAAAUAUUUCGCAAUUUUAAUAAUAUUUAUAUUUCACUAUACUCGUGUGUCCGUAAUUGUUCCUGGUGAUUAUGAUCUUUUGUACAAAAAAAGAAAAAGAAAAAAAAAGAAUUAAUUAUUUAAAUGAAAAUAAUGAUGAUAAUGACAUGUAGACUGGGUCAAAAGAGCUGCAACUAAAAUUGUUAAAUUAUUUUAAAAAAGUUUAAAUUAAUUACGCGCCAUAAUCUGACCGUACUGCCGUUGUUAAUAUCAAAUACCAAAUUACUAUACGCUCUUGACGAUGCGAUUUUAAUUAAUUAAGAAAAUCGUUGAGUAAAUCCUUGGACAAAUUUGUGGGGGAAAAUUUGAAUUUUGAAAUACAUCACAUUAAUUAUUGAAAGAUUUUCUUUUUAAUUUAUAUUUAUUUUUUGCUUUGUUUGUUUUCUUUUUUGUAUCGUAGGGUAAAUUAUUUAGUCCCCAAUUUUGAAAAUGUUUUUUUUUUAAAUUGUCAAGUAACAAAAUUUUGAUUUUAUGCUUAUUGAUAAAUUAUCACGUCGUUAUCAGUAGAAAAAUCAUUGAAGUACUAAAAUAAAUCAAUUCAAAAUUUAAAAAAUAAAUAAUUAAAAUUAUUUUCUUUUAUAAAUUUAAAUAUUUAAAUAUAUGGGAGUCUGGCAAUCGGAAGCUAAUAGAUAAAAAUAAUGAG
Messenger RNA from Microplitis demolitor, 9166 nucleotides. Its product is annotated as serine-rich adhesin for platelets. The record is from RefSeq and is a predicted model, not a curated record. NCBI's taxonomy places the organism in Eukaryota, Metazoa, Arthropoda, Insecta, Hymenoptera, Braconidae. Gene Ontology annotation, biological process: positive regulation of transcription by RNA polymerase II. Gene Ontology annotation, cellular component: histone methyltransferase complex; transcription regulator complex; nucleus. Bases 420 to 7739 code for a protein of 2439 amino acids. The transcript has 10 exons.